AUGGCCUUGGCGUCUGCCGUCACAAUCCUCAGCCUCGUCCACGAUCGGAUUCGCCCCGAGAAACUCUUCAAGGAAGACACCGACGAUCCGCCCCUACAUAGCGCUCCCCAGAGCAGUACCAGUUGGUCCGCCGAGCUAAUGAAGCCUGCCGUCGUGGCUUUGGAGCGGCCGGUCGAAGACUACCUCCGCAUCUACGCCAGCUUUUAUAACGUCACCCAGCAGCGGGCCCCUUCGGGCGAGCUCGCGAACAACGUCAUGGUGCUAUUCGGCGCAGUGAAGAGUGCGGGCCGCCAUGGCGGUGUUCAUUUCGAGGUCCGCACCAUCGGCGAAAGCGAAGUCACUUCCAAGGAUGGAGUCACGGCCAACGGCGCGCCUGCCAUGCUGGAAGGCCACCCGGACAUGCUGUUGGACAACGAUAGGAGCUAUUCGGGAGGGCAGUUGACGCUGCAGGCUCUGCUGGGCUUCUUCUUCGAAGCCAUGGAAGAUACCCCCCGCGACAGCAAGCCGGAUGGAACUCUUGGUGUUUGA
Verticillium nonalfalfae is the source of this 528-nucleotide messenger RNA. RefSeq lists its product as uncharacterized. NCBI's taxonomy places the organism in Eukaryota, Fungi, Ascomycota, Sordariomycetes, Glomerellales, Plectosphaerellaceae. The record is from RefSeq and is a predicted model, not a curated record. Bases 1 to 528 code for a protein of 175 amino acids. The transcript is spliced from 3 exons.